Conger conger (European conger) is the source of this 4890-nucleotide messenger RNA. RefSeq names its product TBC1 domain family member 10B-like. Bases 212 to 2755 code for a protein of 847 amino acids. The transcript has 14 exons. Lineage: Eukaryota; Metazoa; Chordata; Actinopteri; Anguilliformes; Congridae. The record is from RefSeq and is a predicted model, not a curated record.
UGUAGCAUCUCAGCAUCUGCUGGUUUGAGGAUGUCUAGGUGGCAUCGUUGCAUUCGCACUGUGUGGAACUGAAGCUUCUCAUCUUGUCAUAGCAGAACGCUGCUUUCCUGGUGACAGCUUCUCUGGAUCCAUCUGAAUGAGCAAAUAAUGAAAAAGGAGGACCCUUUUUACUGCACGGACGGCGCAGAAAAGGAACAAUAACGGUACUGACAUGAAGAAAGACAUCGAGACUUUAAUAGCAGAGGAACGUGCUGACAUCAUCUCUAAAUAUGACAAGGGCAGGCACGAGGGGGCACACAUCAACCCCUGGGAAGAUGCUGACUACAGCAUCUACAAGGUCACGGAUCGCUUUGGCUUCAUGCAUGAAGAAGAGCUGCCCAUCCCCAGUGCACUGGAGGACAAGAAUAAGCAGCAGGAGAUGGAGCGUGUGCAGAAAUGGCUGAAAAUGGUGCAGAAAUGGGACAAGUACAGGAACAGUGAGAGGAUGUCACGCAGGGUGUAUAAGGGGAUUCCUCUGCAGCUGCGAGGGCAGGCCUGGUCACUGCUGCUGGAUGUGGAGAAGGUGAAGAAUGACAACAAUGGGAAAUAUGAGAAAAUGAAAGAACAAGCCAGAAGCUACUCCACUGAAAUCAAACAGAUCGACCUUGAUGUAAACAGGACCUUUCGAAACCAUAUCAUGUUUCUGGAUCGCUUUGGAGUCAAGCAGCAGGCCCUGUUCCACGUGCUGGCCGCCUACUCCGUUUACAACACGGAGGUGAGUUACUGCCAGGGGAUGAGCCAGGUGGCUGCUAUCCUGCUGAUGUUCCUGAAUGAGGAGGAAGCCUUCUGGGCCCUGUCCCAGCUCCUGACCAAUCACAAACAUGCCAUGCAUGGGUUCUUCAUUCCUGGAUUUCCUAAACUUCAGAGAUUUCAGGCUCACCAUGACCAGAUCCUCUCUAAACUGAUGCCCAAGCUGAAGAAACAUAUGGAUAAGGAACAGAUGUCCACUGGGAUUUAUACACCCAAAUGGUUCCUGCAGUGUUUUAUCGACAGAACUCCAUUCACACUGACCCUGCGCUUGUGGGACAUCUACAUUCUGGAAGGAGAGAAGAUUCUGACCGCCAUGGCCUAUACCAUCCUCAAACUGCACAAGAAGCAGCUGCUGAAGAUGCCUCUGGAGGACCUGCGGGAGUUCCUGCAGGAGAGGAUCGCACACUCCCUCCAGAGCGACGACGUCGUGGUGGAGCAGCUGCAGGCGUCCAUGUCCGAACUGCGCAAGAUGAAGCUGGACCUCCCGCCACCCGCUAAGUCAGACGAGCUGCCCAAGAAGCCUCUGGGCGUGGAGCGUGCGUCGCUGCUGACGGGGGCCCGGCCCCACGUGCCCCGCCCGCACAGCCCCCUCCAGGACCAGGAAGUCAUCGUGCUGGCCGAGAGCCCGACGGACCCCCACACGCCCAGCCAGGGGGGCUCCCCCCCUGCGCCCUCCCCCGACCUGGUGCUGGUGCACAGCCAGGACCUGCAGAGCCCCAGCGCCCUGACCCCCACCGAGGACCCCCCGAGCCCAGCCCACCCUCCUGGCCACGAGCCCGCUUCUCCUGAGCUGAAGCCUGCAGGCGGGGCCGAGCUGCUGGAGGGCGGGGCUGAACGUAGAGUAGGAGAUGCUGGACUGCAGGAGGGCGGGGCUGAACGUAGAGUAGGAGAUGCUGGACUGCAGGAGGGCGGGGCUGAACGUAGAGUAGGAGAUGCUGGACUGCAGGAGGGCGGGGCUGAACGUAGAGCAGGAGAUGCUGAACUGCAGGAGGGCGGGGCUGAACGUAGAGUAGGAGAUGCUGGACUGCAGGAGGGCGGGGCUGAACGUAGAGUAGGAGAUGCUGGACUGCAGGAGGGCAGGGCUGAACGUAGAGCAGGAGAUGCUGAACUGCAGGAGGGCGGGGCUGAACGUAGAGCAGGAGAGGCUGGACUGCAGGAGGGCAGGGCUGAACGUAGAGCAGGAGAUGCUGCACUGCAGGAGGGCAGGGCUGAACGUAGAGUAGGAGAUGCUGCACUGCAGGAGGGCGGGGCUGAACGUACAGUAGGAGAUGCUGAACUGCAGGAGGGCGGGGCUGAACGUAGAGUAGGAGAUGCUGGACUGCAGGAGGGCGGGGCCAAAGUGCAGGUGGGAGGGGACUGUGUGCUGGCAGCCACUGAGACUGACGCCCUGGCCCCGCCCUCUCCCCUGCGCCCCUCAGCUGAGGCCGCAGACGCUCCCGUCCCCCUGAAUCUGCCCCCGCUCCCGGAGCCCUGCCCCCUGCUGACGCCCAGCAAAUUUCCCAUGAGCCUGUCUCUGCCCCUCCCGCCCUGCAGCCCCCGCCGCCCCUCCAACACCUCCCAGUACGACAACCUGUCCGAGGACCCGGAGGAGCUGCUGGAGCCGGCCCCCGCCUCUCCCUCACCCCAAACCCAGCCCCCUGACCUCCCGUCUACUGCCCCUGCACCUCCACAGGCCUGCCUUAAACCAAAGCCAGCCCCCUGCCUCUCCCCUCCCAUCCCUGUCCAACAGCAGGAGCAGGACAGCUCCCAUUCUGUCGAACCCCCAAAGGAACUGUCCAGUCAGAAGGAGGAGCACAGCCUGACCCUGGAGGGGAGCAGCCCUCCGCUCACCGACAGCCUCGCAGCCAAUCCUGUCCCAGAGGACCCGCCUGCAUCCCCGCCCCCCACACACACUGUCCACUCGCAACCAGUGUUCCACCUAGACCCCUCCCCCAGCCAACACCUGCCCAAAUCCAUCACAUUUUAAGACGUGGACCAGCCCUUGUUUCUGAAAAAGCCAUUGCAUCUUUUUUCUUUUUCUUGUUCUUGAGUUUUACUUUCCAGAAGUUGUGUCUUCACCUUUGAGGUUUCCUGACAAAAUCCCGAACAAAGAUUUUGAUCCGCUGAAAUGUGGGAAAAGGUUGAGGACAGUCGCCGAAAAGUGCCAACAGAACCUCACCCCUGCUCUAGUGCCCUCCUGAUGCUCAGAGGUUGACAGAACCUCACCCCUGCUCUAGUGCCGUCCUGAUGCUCAGAGGUUGUAUGUAUGGGUGGAUGUAUUGCCUGUCUCUGAGCGCCUUAAAAAGAACAUUGGUAUUUCUUAUAAAAACAUUUGUGUACUGUAGAAAUGUAAUAAGACCUUGCCCAAAGUGUUUUGAGCAUUUUCUUAACCCCAUAGUGUAAAUUCCUUUUCAUCAUUUAUGGAUAUUAAUAUAACGGAACAAUUUUAGUAUGCUUAGAUCCUACUGUCAUUCUUGACAAAUAGUGGAAAUAGUGUCUUUAGAGGAAGAAAGUGUGUGUUCUCACAAUUAUUAAUUGCAGCAGAUUAAUUUUCUUUCCUUGGUUCAUGCAGCGUUCCAUGUCCCACUGUGCAAUAUGACAGCGUGUGAACUGAGCACUGCUGUGUUUGGGGUCAGUGUUUGGUAAUGCAUCCUAUGUAAGGGUGACGCUGGUGUUUGUGGGCAAAGCAGUGUACAUUACUUUAGCCUAAAAAUAUUUGCAAGCAGGUGCAGGAAAUAUCCCACUGAUUUCAUUUUGAAAUCAUUGAUUUUGUCAUCUUUUGAAAUAUCCCUGAUCUAUGAUGCUGUGAAAGCUUGUUCAAAUCUUUAUGAAAAUGCAGCAAUAAUGUACAUUUGAAUGAAAGUUUACAAAUAUUUAAUAAGAUAUGUAUUAAAUUGAUAAAAAGCAAUAGCAUUAGAGGUUUUGCAGAACUGCUAUAAUUUGUUCAUAUUUUGCAAGCGGGAUGGGCAUGUCAUUUGUUAAUCAAUGCCGCCAUCUGGUGGUCAGAUCAUGCUUUGCAUGAUGUCAUCUUAACCUCCAGACUGGGAUUUCAGUGUGUUCAGCGUUAAUACUGCCCUUUGUUAAAAAUCUUGUACUGUAAUCCAGAGAGCGGGUUGUUUUGAGAUGAAAACCUGUCUUCAGUGGCAUGCAGUUGACGCCCUUAUGUAAAGAACAGGCUCAAUUAGGAAGCACACAUUAUGCACGCACAACAGCUCAGGAAUAAAAAAUCAACCGCUUUUAUCACAGAAUAAAAGAAUAGCUGCGCUAUUGGACUUGAAAUCAAUGUAUUAGGAGAGGUGGUGGAAAUGGAUCAUCACUUCUUCCCCAUCUACAUGAUGUGUACAUUCUGGUUUUUUUUGUUGUUGUUUUUUUACAUAACCUAUGUUAUAUACAGUAUAUAUGUUUUAUUUUGCCGUUUUGCACUUUGUAUAUGCAAAACAAUGACAAAUUGUUUAUUUAAAUUUUGUACAAUACUGUACAUUGCUGUACUUUCCUUUCUUAAGGAGUUGUAAGGGCUCCAACCAAAAGUGUUUUGGUUUUAUUCAGAUUCAUGUGAUGUAAAUACUGUCAGACAUUUGUGAAGUUGACAAUGUUUGGAGAAAAAAAAAAGUUUCUAAAUUUGUGAGUGACUGCUUUUUUCCAGUGAGCGUAAUGAAAUUCAAAUGUCUUAAUUUAUACAUAAGAGAAUUUAUACACUAAUAUUAUAAACUCUUUUUUUAGUGAAUAUCAGAUAUGGCUAGCAUAUAAAUAUCUGUGACAAUCAGCUGUUUAACUUCUUAUCCAUUGCACACAAAUAUUUUAUAUUACACUUGGCUUUCUGGAAACAUACACUCCACGUUUGGUUAAAUGUGAGCACUUCCUAUUGACUGAUAUGGCCAUCCAGGAAAACCACUUACAGAAAUGCAUUUUUAGUGUGCUGGUGGCUUCCUGCUGAAAACUCUUUCAGUCACUUUCUCACAAUUCAGCAUUGUAAGCUAUGGCCCUCAUUUGGCCAGCUGACAGACAUGGGCCUACAUGGACAGUAUGGCUGUGUUUAGUCUUUCUGCACACACUCUAAAUUUACUGCGGUUGGACUUGAACCAGAAGGUUGAGUAAAUGAAUUCCUUCUGCACCAAAGGUUGC